Messenger RNA from Lathyrus oleraceus (garden pea), 606 nucleotides. RefSeq lists its product as uncharacterized. Bases 1 to 606 code for a protein of 201 amino acids. The transcript has a single exon. The record is from RefSeq and is a predicted model, not a curated record. NCBI's taxonomy places the organism in Eukaryota, Viridiplantae, Streptophyta, Magnoliopsida, Fabales, Fabaceae.
AUGUCACUCGAACAGCUUGAAGCCAACCAAGUUUCAAUGAGGACAGACAUUGACUCCAUGCAGGCAAAGAUGGAUCAUUUACUUGAGACCAUGUUGCUCUUAGCCCAGAAGGAGAAGGAUGCUGAGACUAGCGCAGAAGCCAGAAAGGUUGUUGCUCAGUUUGGAUCACCACCGCUUAGCAUCCCUGAUGAGACUGACCUUAAUGGUAAUCCUGCCCAGCCUAGAGGAGGACUAACCCCUAUUCCGAUCCCAAUGGAUAAUAUAAAACCCCACGAGAAUUCUGUUGUAUCUGCUCGACAUGGAUCUAUGAUAGGUGAUGAAGAUCCAUAUGACGCCUUCUUCAUGCCACAACCAGCCAAACCUGCUAUUGGAGAUCUCCCGGACCUAGCUGUUGAGAGGCUCCACGCUCUGGAAGAAAAAUUCAAAUCCUUGGAGGAUCAUACUACUCCCGGUUUGGACACUGUUGACAUGUGCUUGGUAACAGGUUUGGUGAUUCCACAAAAAUUCAAAGUCCCGGACUUUGACAAUUACAAAGGGAUCAGUUGCCCUAGAACUCAUCUCAGAGCUUACUGCCGCAAGAUGGCUGCCCACAUCAGUAAUGAUUAA